CUCGCUGUGGUUUGCGUGAUUCAAAGGCGAUGAUGACGAAGUGUCAGAGAACAGAAAACUCAGUUUAGGUGGAGCUGGACUGUUACUGUCAACCAAACUAGACCGGACUGAAAGAUGCGCACUUACUGUGUACUUCCACACUUUUUUGCUGCUCUUCUCUUGUGUGAUUAUGGGAUGUUCUCCACACCAUCACCAUCUCCUUCAGGGAUCCCCACUAAUGCAAUAUCAACGAUAUCCGACUCUAACACUACUGUGACGACAGCUAAAUCCGUAACAGCCGGGAAUGGCUCGAGCACGUUAGAAUCUGGCUUAGGGAAAAAUCUGCCAAAUGAUUUAAAUGGUACGACUGAGAGCAGCAGAGACCAUUCUGUCACUGAAUCUCAAAGGGUUAAUGGAAGCACCAGCAGAGCGAUCGCUUCAACAGCAAGUCCAGAGAGCACCACACACAACGUGAAGCACCAUACUACUCAAGAAAAAAAAGUUUCAGAUUCAACAACGGUUACAGGAGGAUUGAAUACAGGAGAUAAAACAUCAAUAACAGGAGGUGUCAUCAUUUUGAUCAUCAUCCUGCUCCUGAUUUUUUCUCUGCUUGGCAUUUUGUACUAUCUGAGAAAGAAAGCAAGGAGUUACUCAUUUGAUCUGACUCACGUCGACGUAGCUGCCAAUGAUUACACUGACACCCCGCUCAGGAGCGACCAACAAGGCAUAAGCUAUGAACAAACUAACAAAGAUCUGCCUGUGUGUUCAGACUAUGUACAAGAGGACAAGACUACAGAGGAGAAGACUAAUCCCAUCGCAAAUGGGUCUUGUGGAGAGAAAACUGAACAAGCACCCACCAAUGACAACGAUUAUCAGAAUGUUCCAGAAGAGAACAGUUUCUCUUCAAACUCGAGCUUGAGUACACCCAUGAAGAACGAGGAUUUUAACCUGUACCUAAAUCUGCUUGGAGGUGAUUUAAACGAUUUGACCGAAGCUGAAGCCACCGAUACGACGCAAAAUGAAAACAACAAUAAUGUCAGUAAUGCUGAGCAGGGAGCAGCAGAAGAGAUCUUCACUGAAAUCAGUCUAGAUGAGCCAAACUAGCAUGCAUAGUGUGUGUUUCCAGUGCAGCGGUCAAGAUCUCGGGUGUCCGGUACCUAGAUCCAAACUAUAGACUAUAUGAGUGCAAAAGCAUCCUUCUGCCAUUCUCACUUUAAGUUCUGUUUCAUCUACUGCUAAAGGAGAUUGUAUACUGUACAUAAAAAAAGAACAUUGAAUCAUUGGUUGAAGUUUAUGUAAAAAUUUUAAUGCUUUAUAAAAUAAUUUGUGGCUAUAAUAAACAUUCGCUGUGUAAUGCAA
Cyprinus carpio (common carp) is the source of this 1338-nucleotide messenger RNA. RefSeq lists its product as uncharacterized. The record is from RefSeq and is a predicted model, not a curated record. Lineage: Eukaryota; Metazoa; Chordata; Actinopteri; Cypriniformes; Cyprinidae.